Messenger RNA from Thlaspi arvense, 1743 nucleotides. Lineage: Eukaryota; Viridiplantae; Streptophyta; Magnoliopsida; Brassicales; Brassicaceae. The record is from the annotation of a GenBank genome assembly.
AUGGAUAAAAACGAAGAAACCAAGCAAACCGAGAACAUAACCUACAACGAAAAUGACCCAUCAGUCUCUUCUUUCAUCAGCUACCUCAUGGCGGCUUUUGACUGCAAAGGAAUCAAUCUGUUAUACGGGCUCAAACUUUGUUUAGUGAUUUUCUCUAGUGACUACGCAUCUUCCGUGUCAUGCCUAGAGAAACUGGCGAAGCAUCUUAAGUUAUCGCGCUGUGACAAGAACAGCUACGAGGUGGUUCCGGUGUUCUAUGGCGUAAGUCGAUUGGCCGUGAAGCAACAAUCAGGUACGUUAAGUGAUGCGUUCACAAAGCUCGAAAUGUCAAACUCUGCGGAUCAGGUGAAAAAGUGGCGACGCGCGCUAGCGCAAGUUGCGGAACUACAAGGCCAUGAGUAUAAUGACAAAAAAAGUGAAGAAUCCGAAUUUCUGGAAGAGAUCGUGCAAGCUGUGUUUGAGAAACUCCAUCCUACAGAAGAGAUUGGGAUCCACAGCCGGGAACUGGAUAUAGAAAACUUGCUAUGCAAGCAACCAUGGGGCCUUCGUACUCUAGGUAUUUCUGGUGAGCCUGGCACUGGCAAGACGGUACUGGCUAGAGCGGUCUUUCGCAGAAUGGCUAGAGACUAUGAUGAUCCUCGCUUUUUCGAAAAUUUCCACGCAGAAUACAGUGAGAUGAAGCUUGAGCCUUUGCCUGAUUAUUCCUUGUGUAUGACUCCAAUGGAAGAGUUUCACCUAAACGAUUCUGGUUCCGAGGCAUGCCAUCGCCAAAAAAGGGUUCUGAUAGUUCUAGAUGAUGUAAAAAAUGCUCAAGACGCGAUGUCUUUUCUUGGAGCAGUUGAUCAGUUUGCUCCAGGGAGCUUGAUCAUCAUAACCUCAAGAGAUAGACAAGUUCUUGAAGAAUGCAAUGUCAACGAGAUUUAUGAGCAUACAGGUCUAAAUGAUGAAGAUGCUCUGAAGCUGUUCACGAGGUGUGCCUUUGGGAAAGAUGAGAUAGGGACGAUUCUUCUGGAUCUUUCAAUGAAUGUAAUUGAAUGUUGUGAUGGGAACCCAUCUACUCUUCGCUCCUAUGCCGAUAAAGUAAAGGGCAAUACAAAGGUAGAACUAGAGCAAGCGUUGCUCAGAAUCUGCUACGAUGCACUUAUGAACACAAAGAAGAACACAUCUGCUUGCUUAUACUCCAAUAUUGAAGAACAUCAUGAACAUGAAGAAUAUGGAGUAUUGGCCACUAAACAUGCAAAAUACAGAUUUUCGAAGAAGACUGUGUUGCGUGCCACACAAACAAUUACAUUUAGUCUUGAGGAGCACACAGAUUUGGAUCUUCCUCCCCCUUUGGGACAUCCCGCUCAUGUGCAAGUGCAAUCCUUGCCCCAGCACUUUCACAAUAAACAACUUGUUCUUCUCCAACGAGUUGCUUGUCAAUUUCACAAACUUUGGCAAGGAUAUAAUAAGAGCUUCUCAAGGUUGAAGAGCAUCAAUCUUAGGCACUGUAUGAAACUAGUUCAAGUUGCGGAACUUUCAAACGCUCGUAACCUUGAAAAACUCGAUCUUCAAGACUGCAAAAGCUUGGAGAGCAUACCAAACACUGAUCAGCUAGAGAAUCUCCAAUUUCUUAAUCUCUCUGGUUGCAUCGGGAUCAAAUAUUUUCCAGAAACUUUACGGACCAUUAGAGAAUUGAAACUUGACGAAAUCGAAGUUCAGGCGCAAUGGAGAGAUGUUCCAACUCAUAACUCUUCAAACUGA